CCGUAUACGGACAGACCUGAGUGUAUGACACACUGUCAGGACCUGGUUUAGGUGCAGUUACUUAUCACAACCGAGUUGCAGGCGCAUUUAUAAACAUGGGAAACCCCAGAGUUUUCUUUGACAUCACAAUUGAUGGCGGUAACGCCGGCCGAAUUGUAAUGGAGCUCCGGGCUGAUGUGGUCCCAAAGACUGCAGAAAACUUCCGUGCUUUGUGCACUGGAGAGAGAGGUUUUGGCUACAAAGGCUCCACAUUUCACCGUAUCAUCCCUAAAUUCAUGUGCCAGGGUGGAGACUUUACCAACCACAAUGGAACCGGAGGCAAGUCCAUCUAUGGAGAGAAAUUUGCUGAUGAGAACUUCCAGUUGAAGCACAGAGACAUCGGGACAUUGUCCAUGGCCAAUGCAGGGCCCAACACCAACGGAUCCCAGUUCUUCAUCUGUACAGCCUCAACUGACUGGCUGAAUGGGAAGCAUGUGGUGUUUGGCAGCGUUGUGGAGGGCAUUGAUGUUGUCAAGGCAAUGGAAAAGCAAGGCACAAAGAGUGGCACUCCUAAAGCCAAGGUUGUGAUUGCUGACUGCGGUGAACUAAAAUAGUGCAGUUUGGUAGAUAAAUCCUUUAUCAUCCGUACCAGUCAGUCUUUACGGUUCAGCAUAUCAGCAGGAAACAGCAAGUGGUCCAACUUUGCCCUCCUAAAGAGUUUGUCGUGUUGACAUUUUUCCUGUAUUUUUUUUUCUUUGUACCUAUAAAAUCUUCCUUCUAAGAACAACAUUUGUUAACAAAACCUUGUUAAAAUGGUGGCAAUGUUGUUGUAAUUAAACCAACUGAAAGCCUG
Molecule: messenger RNA, 832 nt
Organism: Archocentrus centrarchus (flier cichlid)
Lineage: Eukaryota; Metazoa; Chordata; Actinopteri; Cichliformes; Cichlidae
Gene: ppiab
Product: peptidylprolyl isomerase Ab (cyclophilin A)
Exons: 5
Coding region: 96-593 (165 amino acids)
Biological process (GO): protein folding; protein peptidyl-prolyl isomerization
Cellular component (GO): intracellular membrane-bounded organelle; cytoplasm
Molecular function (GO): peptidyl-prolyl cis-trans isomerase activity; cyclosporin A binding
Source: RefSeq, a predicted model, not a curated record